Messenger RNA from Bombina bombina (fire-bellied toad), 524 nucleotides. RefSeq names its product chromosome 4 C2orf50 homolog (gene CIMIP5). The transcript is spliced from 3 exons. The record is from RefSeq and is a predicted model, not a curated record. Lineage: Eukaryota; Metazoa; Chordata; Amphibia; Anura; Bombinatoridae. Bases 1 to 474 code for a protein of 157 amino acids.
AUGGGCAGCAGACAAGUGACUAUCAGGAGGGCCACAUCAGCGGGAUACAGAUUGCCAAACAAGGGUCCAGCACAUCUUGCCUCAGUGUCUUCGUCCUCUCUUGGCAAAACACACCCAGGAGCCAGGCAGGCCCCGGUGCAGAGUGCCCAGGACAAGGCAAAGCAAGCCUGGGAGGAUGCCGUGAGAAAGGACUGCGUCUGGAAGGAGUUUGUGGAAGCUGAGAAAAGGGGCAAUAAGCGCUGGGAAGAAAAUUGGAACUUCCUUGCAGAGUAUGAUUCAAUGGGCAAUAAAAAGGAGGAGGAGCCCCUACCAGAACAUGCGCCUAUUUUUUCUGCACACUCACCCAAUACAACCAAUGAAAAUAUUGGUAGUAGGAUAAACACAGACCUGGGUCAAACUCUAAUACACAUGGACUAUUUUCUCACUGGUGGAAAUCAAAAGAAGAAACUUGGACAUGAACUUUUACCAUGUUAGAAUAAAAUCAUUUUAAAGUUCAUGAAAAUUGUGCUUGGGGCUCGGGGUAU